CUCUUCUGUUGAGGCCAUCUCCGGUGCACAUAAAGGGGAAGGUGUGGAGCCUCACAGACAACUCAGUUCACCUGCUUCAGAUUGAUUUUAAAUUAUUAAAGAGAAGCAAAGGUAUCACAUGGAGAGUGCGGUGAAACUAGAGAGUGCCUGGCUGUGUUUUUUUUCCCUCAUCAGACCAUGAGCAAUGAAAUGAGCGCAGCAGAAGAUGUCCAUGUUGAAGAUCGUCAAGCUCCCGUGCAGUUGGACAGCAUGGGUGUCAAAGAUGACUGCACCGGGCAACAAGAGAGAAGCCCAAACAGCAAGUGGAAAAUUAAAUCUAAAAAGCGGGUCUCGUUCCCUUCGGGAGAGGAGAUUGUGUCGGGGUCAGUGGAGCCCUUGAAUCCGUGGAAAGCUGAUGCCUGUGUUACAGUGGAAGAAAUCAUCACAUCUUACAACCUAAGCUGCAAGAAGCUCAAUGUGCAGCCUAUCCACAAUCUGUUGACACAGUUGCAGGAAAUCACCGAGGUACAACACUGGAUCACAUGUUUAGAUCUGAAGGGAGAAAAGUUAGACUAUGAGAGCUGUGAAGCACUCGAAGAAAUCUUCAAACGCAUACGUUUUAAGAUGAUUAAUUUGGAGUGGUCAAAGCUGCAUGAGGAUGGAGCCUCUGCGCUGUUUGAUAUGAUGGAGUAUUACGACUCAACACUUUGCCUCAGCAUUUCCUUCAGCAGGACCAUUGGAACAAGAGGUUGGAGAGCGGCAGCACAGCUGAUUCGGACGAGUAGCAGCUUGCAGGAGUUUGAGGCAUCAGGAAUCCCUUUGACAGAGCACUCCGCCUCCUACUUGGCGCGUGGACUGAAAUUUAGCCGCCAUCUGAGAGUGUUACGCUUGGAUAACACUGGGCUGAGUGGCCGCUCGCUGAUGCUGCUAGUUUCUGCCCUGAAGAUGAACCAGGUGCUUCAAGAACUUUACCUGGCAGACAAUAACCUGAACAGCGUUCAAGACUCCAUGUACCUGCGAGACCUGCUGGAGGGGAAUGGUGCCAUACGAUUAUUAGACCUGAAAAACAACUGCAUCUUCAACUCGGGACUGGAGGACAUCUGUGAAGGCCUUAAAAGACAGAAGCAAGGACUGAAAACACUUAUACUUUGGAACAACAGACUGACUCACAAGGGGAUGAAUCACUUAUCUGCCAUUCUGCCUAAAUUAAGAUCGCUGGAAACACUGAACCUAGGCCGUAAUCCACUCAGCAAUGAGGGAAUUCGUAGACUUAAAGAAGGAUUGAUAGCCAAUCGAUCAAUUACACGAUUAGGAUUGGCAUCGACGGCAAUAACUUGUGAAGGAGCUAUAGCCACAGCAGAAUUCCUUGUCGAGAGCUCUGGAAUCCUAAGGCUGGAUCUUCGACGGAACAGAAUAAAGACCGGAGGACUGAUGGCCCUCACUCUGGCCAUGAAACUAAAUCGGUCGCUGGUCCAACUGGAUUUGGACAAGGGACCAGUGGGUGAGAAAGAAGGCUGGUUGAUCGAAACUCAGAAACUGUUGCAGGUUAAGAUUGCAAAAUGUUGCAAGAGGAACUCGAUCGUGAAUGGAACGCAGCUGGAAGCGGGGACGAAUGAGGCGACUCAAACGGGCGUAUCCCAGGGUAAAAGGUCAAAUAGAAAAACCUGGGAUCGCCCUGUUAGAACUGAAGUGAGUUUGAACGAGGAUUACAAGCACGGUUCAUAAAGAUGCGGCAAUAGUUGGGCACCACUGCGUACAAAGACAAUGUAGAGAUAACUAAAUGGAGAUCCAAUGCAAACUGGCAACAUUUCUGCAAACUCGUCAAGUCCAGACACUUGGUGCAAAUUGUUUUUUUUUAUGGAUUAUAAAAUUCUCUGCAACACGUUGUUUUAUCGAUGGUACUUUCUUUCAGCAUGAAAAUUACCCAAUUAGCUGGGCAUAAUUUUGUAAGAUUACGUUUGCGCUUUCUUCAUACAUAAUUUUGAUGCAAAAAAUAUGCCACGUGCAAACACAAUGUGCAAACAAAAGACCUAUUUAAAACCGGUGUCACUGGACGUUGAUAGAUGGCGUCGGCAGUUUUCAAACAAUUAUACCUUAAAGUGCUUUACCUUUCAAUCACAAUUCUGUAACUUUGUGAGAUACUAACUGUGUAAGCUCAUUUGUGAAAUAAAAGUGGUAUCCAAUCAAUGGGUUCUGAGAAUCCUCAAUUUAUUGAUUGAGUGAGAUAGCUCUCCAGAUCCAUCAGUGGAGAGAUCAGAAAUGAAAUCAAUACUGACUCACAAGUAGUCAUAUUAACCAUUAAGCCGUCACACUCAUUUGUGAAGCUAACGAUGUUGCCACAAGUAAAAUACUGCAAAAAUGCUGCAAAUCAGAAGGUUAAAACCAAAGAAUCAACAUUGGGAACAUUCAGUUUAGGCAGCAUCAGUGGAAUGAGGAACAUUCUUCAGGGUUUCCACCCGAAGCAUCGCCAAUUUACUUCACUCCAUAGAUGCUGCCUCACCCGCUGAGUUUCUCCAGCAUUUUUGUCUACCACCAAUUAUUUCGUUUAGUUUAGUUUAGAGAUACAGCACGGAAACAGGCCCUUCGACCCACCGAGUCUGCGCUGACCAAGCCAAUUUUACCAAGCCAUUUACCAAGCCAAUUAUCCUACAAACCUGUACGUCUUUGGAGUGUGGGAGAAAAUCAAAGAUCUCGGAGAAAACUCACGCAGGUCACGGGGAGAACGUACAAACUCCAUACAGACAGCACCCGUAAUCGGGCUCAAACCCGGGUCUCCGGUGCUGCAUUCGCUGUAAGGCAGCAACUCUACCGUGGCGUCACCGUGAAAGCAGCAGAAUUAGACCAUUCGGCCCAUCAAGUCUACUCACCAUUCAAUCAUGGCUGAUCUAUCUCUCCCUCAACCCCAUUCUCCUGCCUUCUCCCCAUAACCCCUGACACCCGUACUAAUCAAGAGAGUCAUUGUACUAGUUUCACUGUCAUCCUGUUAAGUUUCAUUGCCUAUAUAACCCGGCCCACAGCUAACGAUGGAAGGUUUUCUUGAUCAUUUUUACAUACCUUUCAUUCAUUUGUUCUAUAUCGCUUCAUAUCUAUAUAUUACUAAAAGUCUGAUCUUGACCGCUUUUGGCCCACUGUGCUGCAAUUUCUGAGAGAACGCCACCACCUAUGGCCGCCAUUUUUGGCCACCUCGCUCAUAGACCCCCUCCGCCUUCUGGGACCAGAGGAUUUUUCCCAUCGAUGAAAAAUCAGAUAGAUAUUAAUGUUUUUACAAACGUUGCCAUUCUCUCUGCUGCCCCUGCUGGAGGGAGGGGGAGGGACUAUAAAAUCAGGAAGUGCUGUGCCUCAUUCAGUCUCUGCAAGAUAGAGGAAGCCAUCUAUCUGAGCUCUGAAUAACACUGAACACAUGUUUACUCAACUGUGAGUGUCCUUAAUGUUUGAAAAUGAAAAUAUGGUUGGUUUGAAGUAAAAAGGCACUGCCUGCAAAUGGUUGUUUGGGGGAUUUGGGUUGAAGUAAAAAGGCACUGCCUGCAAAUGGUUGUUUGCCUAAACUUGACAACUUCCUGUUUGCACUAUAUUGAUUUUAGAACGCUACCACUUACAGCUGUGAUUUUUGGCCUUCUUACUCAGUUCUCCUCCUCUCAUCAGGUGCAGAGGAUUCUUCUCAUCAAUGAAAAACAAAAGUGUUAUUAGUGUUUAAAAAAUGUUGAGAAUCUCUCUCCUGUCAAUCACGCCAUGAAGGCCACACCUUUUCCGGUGGGAGGGGGAGGGAUUAUAAAACCCGGACGUGUGGGCGUGGCUCAGUCUCUGCAUAAUGGGGGAGGGAGAGGUCACGACUCUGAGCUGUGAAUCAACUGAACACACUGAAUGUCUACUGUGUGGUUUUAUGGCGGU
Leucoraja erinaceus (little skate) is the source of this 3867-nucleotide messenger RNA. Its product is annotated as protein phosphatase 1 regulatory subunit 37. Gene Ontology annotation, molecular function: protein binding. Bases 178 to 1704 code for a protein of 508 amino acids. NCBI's taxonomy places the organism in Eukaryota, Metazoa, Chordata, Chondrichthyes, Rajiformes, Rajidae. The record is from RefSeq and is a predicted model, not a curated record. The transcript is spliced from 11 exons.